AUGGAUGAUUACAAACAGCUAGGUCCAAAUGAGAUAAUUAGCUCUCAUAGAAAUACAUUUUUUUUUACAUUAUUACAAAAUGAAGGAUUAACAAUAGUGGAUUUAUUGCAGAAUCAAGAAUUAUCACUAAAUCAAAAGAAUUCAAAUUUAGCUGAAUUGUUCAACAGACCAGAACUAGAAGUUGAUGUUUAUUAUGAUUUAUUGAGAAAAGAUUUUAAUGUUGAACCUACCGAUAUUGAUGAUAUCUUUGGUGAUGAAAAUGAGAAAUAUAUCAAGACUGGGAUUCAGUCAAUUGAUGAAGAUUUAGGUGGUGGAUUACCAAUUGGUGAAGUUACAGAAUUAUUUGGAGCAAGUGGAUGUGGGAAAUCUCAAUUAGUAUUUCAAUUUAUCAAAAACUGUCUAAAUGAAUUGGAAGAUUCCAAAGUUGUUCAUAUAUCAACUGAGACUAACCUAAAUUCUACAAGAUUAAAUGAUUUUUUGGAGAAUGAUCAAACAAAAAUGGAAAAAAUCUCAUGUAUAUAUUGUCCAGAUUUGAUAUAUCAAGAUCAUAUACUAUAUACUCAAGUGCCGAUUGAAUUAGAGAAAAAUUCAAGUACAAAAUUAUUAGUCAUUGACUCAAUAUCUCAUCAUUUUAGAGGAGAUGAUUCAAUAUCAAGCAGUGAUAUACUAAAAGAAAAGAUGGAGUCAAUUGUGACAAAUUUGGAAGAUGAUCCAGAUUUUGAAGAGUUAAAACAAACUGAGAAAAAGCAGUCGAAGUUCAAAAACUACAAGACUGAAAAAUACUCCAAGAGAGUUCAAAAAUUAUAUUACAUGAUUCAUUUGUAUAGACAUUUAAACAGAUUAGCUAAAAAAUAUCAAAUUGCAAUUGUUGUUAUAAAUCAAGUUAGUGAUUAUGCAUCAGAUAUAAAUACAGACUAUGGUCAAUACCUAAUUGAAGAUAUAGAUGAUCCAUUAAAUUAUGAUUUUCAAAUUCCAAUAUCAGCAGGAUGGGAUCAAAAAUCUAUAUUUAACUUACUACCUAGACAUUUUAUAACUACUGAUUCCCAAAAUACAUUACUGAAUAUUCAAAUAAAUGAAAGAGAUGUAGAAUUAUUAGAUUUAGAAAUUGAAAAAUCAAUGGAUAUAUCAAACAAAAGAUACAGGACAACCAAUGAAUAUGAUCCAAAAAACAACAAAACCAAUGUGGUUAAUUUACUCGAAAAUCAAAAAGAAUUAAUUUUAAAAUCUUAUAAUUUAAGAAACAAAAAUUCAAUAAAUAAAUUAAUUCCAACUUUAGGUUAUACAUGGUCAAUGAAUUUACAAAACAAGAUAAUGGUACUGAAGAAAUAUAAACCAGAUCUUAAAACCAAAAAGGAAAUAGAAGAAGAAGCAGAAAAUUUUAACUCAAUAGAUUUAGAAUCAGGUAUAUCUUUUAAUCAACUAAUGGAAGAAGUAAAUUCAAAUGGUAAACGACCUUCAAGUUCUUCUUCAAAUCCUCAAUCUAUAGACCUAAUCAAUAAGACUACAAAUUCUUUAUUAAAAGGUUGGAAAGUUCAAAGAUUUAUAAAAGUUAUUCAAAGUUCUAAUAAUUUCUUAAAUGAAAGUAAUUUUGAAUUACAUAAAUUUGUUAUAGAGAAAGAUAGAAUCACUUAG
Lodderomyces jiufengensis is the source of this 1632-nucleotide messenger RNA. RefSeq names its product putative DNA-dependent ATPase (gene RAD57). Gene Ontology annotation, biological process: DNA recombinase assembly; mitotic recombination; DNA repair. The coding region runs from base 1 to 1632 and encodes 543 amino acids. The record is from RefSeq and is a predicted model, not a curated record. Gene Ontology annotation, molecular function: single-stranded DNA binding; ATP-dependent DNA damage sensor activity; DNA strand exchange activity. Lineage: Eukaryota; Fungi; Ascomycota; Pichiomycetes; Serinales; Debaryomycetaceae. The transcript has a single exon.